UGCAGAACAAAAACGACAACAAAUGGAAACCUAUGUCUAUUUCAAACCCAUCAACUCGUCUGAGAUUAGCCAGAAAUAUGCCUCAAUGGGUGAACAAAUCAGGUGUGAGUGGUGUACCUCCACCACCUGUUCCAAAAGAGGAUCCCAAUAAGAGAGACCAUCAAAAGGACCAUAAAGUUAAAUCCCAUCAAGAACCGGAUUAUGAGGUCAUAGAAUUUGGACAAUAUUGUAAUGCUCCUUUGCCAUCAAAAUCAGGUUCCAAAAGAGAUGGAAAACAUUGCCAGCUCUGUGGUUCAUCAGCUCCAUCAGUUCAUUGUGAAGAAUGCUCUCAGAUUUUCUGUUUAUCCUGUGAUGAUAUGUAUCACAGGCACCCCAAACGUCAAUCACAUCUCAGAAGACGAAUCGAGCAAUCCAUCCGUCCUCCCCUGCCUCCCAAAGGUGAGCCCCUUCCAGCCCCCGUACCGCCUCCAAGACGCCACCGGCGUGCCGGAUCGAUUGGGGCUUCCCCAUGCCCUAGUCCAACACCAGGAAGACACAAUCAGGUGAAUUCCUCUACUAUGCCAAGAAGAGACCACUCUGGAUUCUCCCUAAAGGAUAAAAUGUCCAAUUUCAAGCAUGGUUUGAUGGGAAAUAGACCGCUACCACCAACUCCUAGUUCAACAAGAAGUGGAUCAUUUAGGUCUGAUUUCUCUGCAAGUACAAAUCCAAGUGAAUUGAACAGGCAAUUUGUCCCCAGCCCUAGUCCAUCUCUUCAACAAAGAUACAGGCAGCAUCAGUUGGCAAUGCGAGGCACAACAUCCAACAUACCAUCAACCAUCACCGAUUUCGAUCAGCCAUCCAGUAGAGACAGUGGCUACCCAGAAUGGGAAAUGGAGGACUGGAACAGAAGACGAGCCGGAAGCAUCUCUGGAUCUGACAUGGAGAAACAACAUCUCCAAAGGAAACUCAGCAACGUUUCUUGUCCGCCAGGGGGAAGAGCCGUUCCCCAUAGCGCUUCCGUGAUGGACCUGCACAAUAAUCCCAUGAUGUAUCCACACUAUCCUGGAUUUUUACCCAUGCAACAGGCCCAAUCGAUGGCCCAACUCAACUAUCCCAUGCCCUACUGCCCACAACCGCAAUGGGUAGGCCAGUACCCGUGCGAGGACCAGCGCGGCAGCAACCUCAGUCUCAACGUGGCCCCCGGCGGCUACCCGGUGAACCCCAUGUGGAUGGGCACGUGGCACGGCCCGCCCCCCUCGGCCAUGUACCCCUACCCUGUGCCCGUGAACACUAUGCACCGCGAUCCAAGAUCUUGCAGUCGAUCGGAAAGACCACCGUCACCUACUCACAGCACGAAGUCCAGAAAGUCCACUUUGAGCAGGAAAAGCAGGAAGAAACAUCGAAAGGCUGACGACACCGAUGACGAAGCCGACCUCGACGACCGACGCUCCACGCUCAGCUAUACGGACCGGAGCGAGAGAAAAUCCUCCGGCAGGUGUCCGGUGCGAGAAAGACCGCCCAGAGACCCCUCCAGACGGGUCUUGACUGACAGAGCCGAGCGAGCCUCCGUACCGAGAAGCAGACAGGGCUCCUCGAGCGAGACCGACGACGAACAAUCAGAGAGCCCCAGCCAGAACGAAGUAGACUCGCCCUCCGAGUACAAGCCAGGAGAGGCCUCGAAUGCCCCAGUUGCCGCCUGGGAGUGCGAGCAUUGCACGUUCGUGAACGAACCCGGCACCAGAGUGUGCCAGGUUUGCUGUAAAACCCCUACUAGUGACGCCAGGGUGGUCAGUAGGGAUUCAAAGCCGAGGAAGCGGAACUUGUCCAGCGACGAUUACAGCAAAGAUAAUAGCGAGACGGAGUCCGUCAGGAACAAAAUGGAGAAGCUGCGGAUGCCCAGCUCUAAAGCUUCGGCGCUUGAGGAAGGGAAGAAAGGAGAGGAGGACACUGAGACAGUUUCGCGAUCUAAUCACAUGACAAUUCAGUCGGAGUCGCCGGAUUUUUGGAGGGAAGACUUGAAGGAAAGUGGCGAAAUGAGUGUGUCGGGUGGCGAGAAGAAGAGUAAAGUGGAUACCGGGUGCGGGACUUCUUCAGUGGAUGUGACGAGUGCACAAACUGAUGAUAACAGUGAAAAUGCUGCUGUUGAUGGGGAUAAGGAUAAAUUGGCGAGGAAAAUGGUUUCAACUUCUACAGGGACUUCACCUCCUCCCCAGAGUAUUUCUACACAGACUUAUGAAGAUGUGUCACUAGAGAAAAUCCAGAAAAGCUCUAGAUCUCCUCCUAGAGCGGCAAGCAGAAAUAGUAGACGAAGUCAAUUCAAAAGGUCACAAUCUUUGAAAACGUCUCCUUCUCAGAAAAGAGGUUCACAAUGGUCCCUGCAUAGAUCUUCCAGCAGACAUUCUUUCACUACUGAUUCACAAAGUUUACCAGGAAGUAGAGAAAACAGUCCUAACCCCUACGAUUAUGAAGAGGAUUCAUACUAUGGAAGGAAUUAUGGAAGAGAAAGGAAGCCACCAUCUCAAAGUCACCGCUUAUCUCAUAGCAUAAUGGAUCUGAGGAAACCCGAAAUGUAUCGUAGGCUCAGCCAAUACGAUAUAGGAAAUUACAGGACAGAUUAUCCAGAUCCAAGUCACCUACGAACAGAUUCCUACCAGCCGUCAGAAAGAGAGUAUUCGAGACCACUCGAAAACGGGUUUCAAAGACACGAUACAUUCAAAGCAUCCGGGAUGGAGUUGGUGAAACUUCUGCGAGAAGCCGAGCAAUUCAAAUAUUCGGCAGAUGAAGUCCAAGCGGCUAUCAUCCACUGUAAAGAUAUGAAUCCCAUCGACUGGUUGAGGGAGCACUGGGAACCCACCGUAGCCAGUGUCCAGACCCUCGCCUCCCAAAUGGGCAGAGAGGGCCCCAUGAACAUAGUCGGGACCGUUUCCGAGAAGGAAGCCCGGGACGCUUUGAGAAAACACAAAGGGAAUCUGUGGCCUGCCGUAGAAGAAUGCGUCGACCAACGGCAGAGAAAGUAUGCAGAACUAGCUUCUCGAGGUGACUUCAACAGAGAAGACAUUGUCACAGUUUUGACUGCAAACCACGGUGACUUGGAAUCUGCUUUCAACGAGUUGAGUAAAACUCAAUUGAAGCCAUUUCUUAUGAGAAUUUGGGGACCUCCGGUCGGUACUGAAAAUGAGGCAGGUAAUGAGGGGGCUACAUUGAAAAUGAUAAGGGGGGAAGAUGUGCCGUUGAAAGACAGUGUUGAUAAAGAAGAUGCCAAAGCGGUAAGUACAAUUGCCCCCUUAAAUACAAACAGCGCCCCUCAAGUAAGUGCUCCUCCAAAUGCAGUUUCAGACGCCACAAUAAACCAAGAAAUUCAUCGAAUAAAUCAACAAGAACCUUUAGAAGAUAAAAUUAGAUUAGGAACCUUAGAUGAUAUUGAAAUAGAAAUUUUAAAAAACUUAGAGGACAUCAAGACUAUCAGUAAGAAUUUAGAUAAAGCUCAUUUAGAAGAUUUAGAACCCAGUGAGGUCGACGCAAAUUUAGAACCUAUUGAAACAGAGGAGUCUCAUAUGAUACCAAAUAAAAUCUACGUUGAGAAAAGUCGCACUGUAAUUGAGCUCGUUGAUGAAACUGAUAUGAAACCUUCGACUACCAAAGACUCUAAAACUCCUUCCAUUUCUGACAGUGAAAGUAGCGAUGAAUUUCAGAAUCAGGAAUUUGUUGAUGCAGUGGAAAGUCCUACCGAAACGAAAUCUUUUCCCGAUUUCAAAAAACCCGAAAUUCCUAAGCAUGAAAGUAAUUUAAGCAUCGUCCUUUACGGAAAUGAUACAAAUAAUGUGGCUGGAAAUGAUAAUUUGUUUGUUGAUGAUAAAGCUCAUAAAGACGAGACAAAUGGAGAUAGUAGUUUUAUAAAGGAUGAACAGAAUGAAAUGAAUAACAAUGAAACUCUAUCGAGCAAUGAAGAAAUUUUCAACGCUCUAAGCAAUAAAUAUGAUACUCCUGAAAGUACUCCUCUAGAAAUUGAUAGUAGCUCUAAUUUCUCUAGUGAAAUAACAAAUAAUAUUGCCGAUCCUCCAAUAAAUCGACCUGUGGACAUCCACAUUACAACGCACGAAGAAGUUGUUGAUCAAUUAAUUGGGAAUGAAAUUAAUGCAACAGAAAAUCAAGAAAUUGAGAGUGGAUACAUGGAAAACAAUGUGGUUCAGACAAAAAUUGAUGAAACAGGAAUGAGGUCAGUUUCUACUAAAAUUGAAAUUCCUAUUUCGACAAAGAAUCUGGAACCACUGGAAACACAAGCUAAUCCACCUAAGCUUUCUGAUUCUACUAUAAGUUCCCUUCUGGAUACUAAUAAUAAUAAAAAUGAAUUUGAAGUUGUGAAUAAAACAAAAAACUAUAAUGGUGCUAGGAAGCCUCCAAAUAUACCUAUGACAGAAAAUAAAAAUAAACUCUCCCGCAGACAGAAAAAGAGUAUGAGAAAAUCUAAAAAACGAUCUGAAAAACGUGCUUUGAAAAGAGAAUCUAGUACAACCGAAUCCAGCAGUGAAGUUCAAGAGGAUAAUGAAGAAUGUUCGAAAUUGAAAGAAAAUACAGAAAUUACAAUUGAAACAGUUGAAGAUAUUGCUAAACAUAAUAUUGAAUCGCAUUCAAUCAACUUUGUUCCAACAAAAGUAUGCAGGAAGAAGCAUCUGAAGAAAGAUGAAGGCCAAAAAUAUUUAAAGUAUAAAAAUAAAGAAAAGGAAAAUAUUGAGAAGGAAUCAGUUGAAUCUUUAGAAGAAGUAUCGACAAAAAACGUAAUUCCAUUGAUUGUGACCACCACUGAAGCUGCAUCUUUACCUAAAAACCAUUCUUCAAACAACGAAUCACCAGUUGAGUCUGCAGAAGAACAUAAGCAAAUUACAAACAAUGAACAACAAAUAGUGUCAGCUAGUGAUGAACAAACGACAGGGACUGAUGAUAUGAAAGAUCAACAUACAGAUCCAUUUCAAAUCUUAAAUGAAGGCGGAACAGUUGUUAAUACUGAAGUGAAUGAAACAGAAAGUGCAGAAGGUAUAAACGGACAAGCUGAAUCACUGCAAAGUACACCAACAGGGGAACCUAUGCUGGAUCCCACAAAACCUCCAAGAAUUUCGACUACUGUACAAAUGGCGCAGAACAAGCAAAUGACUAUUCCGGUAGCAAAAAGACCUUCCAGAAUACCACUACCAAGACAACGUUCCAUGUCGAAAAGUGAACCAAAGUCACCAGUUUCACCGUCUACUAGCAGAAUUCCAAUAAAAACCUUCUCAUUGCCCCGGAAACUUGAGAAAUCAGAUGGAAAUAAGAGUACUGAGGGAAAUAAAGAACAUACUGAAACCCCAAAGCAAAACCUCCCUUCUAAUGCACUAACUACCGUAUCUGCUGAAAACCAAGAGGAUGGAUCUAAAGAUGAAAAGGCAGCAAACGAUCCCACUUCACAAAAUAGUAUAAAUGUGGAUGUCUCAACCUAUAAAACGAACAAAAUGAAACUAUCCUGUACAACAAAAAACUCUUUUGACUCGACCACAAGUUCUAAACAGCUCUCUUACACCAAGUCCUUAGACAACGACAGUGACUCCUCAGUAUCGGAUAGUAAUGUAGAAGAACUGCUCGAUCCUAGUACAGACGAUGACAGUUACGAGGAAUUCGAAGAUUACGAGGAAGUUUUCGAAUCUGAUACUGAGGAUUACGAAGAGUUUGACAAGAAGAAGUCGAUGAUCCCUAAAGAACUCGAUAUCAAUUUGUCGCAAAUAAGUGACAGGAUCAACACUCUCACGAACAACUUGAAUUAUGAUCCGAAGAAAUAUAGUAUAGAUGAAACCUGCGAGUCUGAGGAAUAUUCUUCAGAUGAAGAUGUGGAAGAAGAUGAUUAUAUUGUUGAUGGUUUUGAUGAAGAAGCGAAUGAAACUGCCGAAAAUGAUGUGAAAAAUCAAACAAAGCAAACGACUGACCUAGAAUUGAUGGAGAGACAAGCCCGUAGGUUUCUGGCGGAAGGACAAGUAACUAGUUAUCAACAAGCGGAAUUAGCAGUGAGCUUGAUGGCCUUGAAAUUUUCUGUAGAAGAAGCCCUGGAAGCUGUUAAAGACUGUAACACUUUGGAUUCUGCUAUAUCAUUUCUGCAACAAGACUGUGAACUUUGUGCUGGAAAAUAUGCUAUGAAACAGAUUGUAUCAAUGUUAAGAUGUACUCACCGAUGUUGUCAGGAGUGUGCAAAAAACUAUUUCACGGUUCAAAUCACAGACAGAAGUAUAAUGGAUUGCACGUGUCCUUUUUGCAAACUGCCAGAGCUUGGUAGUUCGGAUACCCAUGAAGAUGAAGUGACCGAUUAUUUCGGAAACCUGGAUAUAUUACUGAAAGGUAUCCUAGAUGAGCCUGUACACGAACUGUUCCAGAGGAAAUUGAGAGAUAGAACAUUGAUGCAGGAUCCUCAUUUCAAGUGGUGUGUUCAGUGUUCUUCGGGCUUCAUAGCACAUCCUCGGCAGAAAAGGUUGAUAUGUCCUGAUUGCAAAUCUGUUACUUGUGCAAGUUGUAGGAGGCCGUGGGAGAAGCAACAUGAAAGAAUUACUUGCGAACAGUUUGCCCAAUGGAAAGACGCCAACGAUCCCGAAAAUCAGGCGACGGCAGUAGCGAAACAUUUGGCGGAAAACGGUAUCGACUGUCCCAAAUGCAAGUUCAGAUAUUCCCUAGCAAAAGGUGGUUGCAUGCACUUUACUUGUACUCAAUGCAAAUACGAGUUCUGUUACGGCUGUGGAAAACCUUUCAUGAUGGGUGCCAAAUGCAGCGUGAGCCAGUAUUGUGCCAAAUUGGGGUUACACGCACAUCAUCCCAGGAAUUGCUUGUUCUAUCUGAGAGAUAAAGAACCCCACGAACUACAAAAGUUAUUGACUGACAAUAAGAUUCCUUUCGAUACCGAAAUCAUAAGUGAUAAAGAAGAGAAUGCUUCUGCCAUAAGGAAAUGUUCCAUACCAUUGCAAAGGGAAACACCGUCUGGAAUAGUUGACACAGUUUGCAGUAACGAAGUCCUUCCAGGGCAAGCUGGCCUUUGCAGGCUGCACUACGUCGAACACCUGGUCGGGCUCAUCGGCAGACACCGCGUCGACCCGGUGCCCAUCCUCGACCUGGCCGAGGUCAGCCAGGAGCUGCGCCGGCGGGGCCGCGAGCUGCCCGAGCGGGCGGCCCGCUGCGACGAUCACGAGUACAGGCGGCUGUGCGCGCAGAUUGUUAUGGACCAAAUCCCCUUGGAGUGA
Molecule: messenger RNA, 7226 nt
Organism: Phaedon cochleariae (mustard beetle)
Lineage: Eukaryota; Metazoa; Arthropoda; Insecta; Coleoptera; Chrysomelidae
Source: the annotation of a GenBank genome assembly